AUGGCCAUGGGACCCCGCCAUCAGAUCCCGCACACAAGCCUGCGCGCCCGCAGCGCGGGGACACCGGAUGCUCGCGCCCCACCGCCAGGCAGUCUCAGCUCCAAGGGCCUCGCAGUCCCGAGGGCCCAGGCGACGACGCGAAGCGGUCGGACAGCCGCUGGCCCACCCGGAAGCCCUUCCUCGGCUCACACCUGCCGGCGCGUGACGCCGGUCUGUCCCUGCCCCGCUACUCAGGACGCCAGGGCCGCCGCGACCGACGUGACCGCGCGUCCCUCACACACCCCUCCCCCGCCUCGCGUCUACACUACACACGUCGCGAUCCCCACAGCGCGCCCGGGGCGAGCGCCCCGGCCCGCGGCGGCCCACCCCGGCCCUGCUCGCUCGCGCCCCAUCCUCCCCGAACCCCUCCCGUCGCCCGGCUCGCUCCCGUCGCGCGCGUUCGCGAGGACACGCACGCGCUGCGCCUCACCGGGCCCCGCCACGCCGCGCGCUCCCGAGGGCGUCCUCGGUCUCCCACCCUAG
This is a messenger RNA of Alexandromys fortis (reed vole), 522 nucleotides long. RefSeq names its product translation initiation factor IF-2-like. The record is from RefSeq and is a predicted model, not a curated record. Bases 1 to 522 code for a protein of 173 amino acids. Lineage: Eukaryota; Metazoa; Chordata; Mammalia; Rodentia; Cricetidae. The transcript has a single exon.